Molecule: messenger RNA, 448 nt
Organism: Agrilus planipennis (emerald ash borer)
Lineage: Eukaryota; Metazoa; Arthropoda; Insecta; Coleoptera; Buprestidae
Product: small nuclear ribonucleoprotein F-like
Exons: 1
Coding region: 158-424 (88 amino acids)
Biological process (GO): mRNA splicing, via spliceosome; spliceosomal snRNP assembly
Cellular component (GO): U1 snRNP; catalytic step 2 spliceosome
Molecular function (GO): RNA binding
Source: RefSeq, a predicted model, not a curated record
AAAAUCAGUGGAUAAUAUUGAUCCGUCUUUCCGUAAUAUGAAAUCAAUUGUUUUUAACCAUGGUAUUAUUUAAACAAAAGUUGUUAUUUGACAGUCAUGGACUAUUCCCCCAUUUAAGCUAAGUUUUAUGCAUUAAAUAAGGACAAUAACGUAUAAAAUGGCCUCCGCAAUGCCCGUAAACCCUAAACCGUACCUUAACAGUUUGACUGGUAAAUCAGUGCUGGUAAAAUUGAAAUGGGGACAAGAAUAUCGAGGUUAUUUAGUAUCUUUAGAUAGUUAUAUGAAUAUACAGUUGGCGAAUGCAGAAGAAUAUUUUGGGGGCCACUAUUCAGGCAAUUUGGGUGAAGUUUUGAUAAGGUGUAAUAAUAUUCUAUAUAUUAAAGGCCUGGAAGACGACGACGAAGAAAACGAAUCAAAAGAGUAAAGCAAUUAGUUAAUAAAUAAUGAA